UGUCUGUGGCGCGUGUCUGUGGCGGCGGCGGCCAGCUUUGUGGCUUUGUCAUUCAUUUUCACUUGACGGACGCUCAAUGAGCUUCUGGCGCAGUGGCGUCUAGGAUCCAUAAUGCCUCAGGCUAGGCCUUUGAUUUUUGCUGCACAGCCGAUCGUCGUAUCGAAUACGCAUUUUUAUUCGAUAUGCAGGCUGCAGGUUAUCCAGUUAUUUUGAAACUUGAAUGCUACUUUAAUCUGAUCAUAUCAGUUAAUCCGUCGGAUCGACUCCAACCGACUCAGUCCACGCGGCUGGGCAUCGUAUUCUGUACGCCGUACUCUUGAGCCCGGCGCCCGCGGACCGCAUGGCCUUCCAGCUCUCGCCUCCAAGCGAUGGCUGUCAGGAGUUUGGAUCGACCCCAGACUAGGCUGCAACAAGUUAGGCGGUGCAGCGUCGAAAGUUCCCCCUAGAAAGAGCCGCGAUUGGCCAAAAGGCCUCAAAAGUCGGUUCGAAAUUGACCUCCUUUCUUCUGGCCAUCGUAUCCAUCGCGUAUUCCCCAUUUCUCUUUCCUCCCCGUCAUUCCCUCCGAAACACCUCCCGGCUGUUCUCUUCCCCUGCGCGGAUAUAAGAAUCCAUUUGUUCUUGAGUUGACUGUUGUGUUGCUCAUUCAAUUCCUUCCAACUCCUCCUCCGGCCUGCGACAUUCCCGUCCCGCCUCUUUUUCCGCUUCACCCCUUUUCACGACAAAUUUCUCCCUAAAAAACACAUCUCAAUUCACAACAAUGGCUCCCUCAGCUCUCGAGAAGGAGGAUCACCAGCGCGAUGCUGAGUUCAACCGUGCCAUGCACGGUAACUCAGCCCAGGCCCAGGGUGGUUUCGCCGCCAUGCGCCAAAAGAGCGCCGCUGCUCAAAAGGCCGCUGUCGACGAGUACUUUAAGCACUGGGACAACAAAGCUGCUGAGACGGAAACAGAGGAGACCCGGGCUGCUCGUCGUGCCGAGUAUGCCACGUUGACAAGACACUACUACAACCUCGCCACUGAUCUCUACGAGUACGGCUGGGGUACAUCAUUCCACUUCUGCCGAUUCUCCCACGGAGAGCCCUUCUACCAGGCCAUUGCCCGUCACGAACACUACCUCGCCCACACAAUGGGCAUCAAGCCCGGAAUGAAGGUCCUUGAUGUCGGCUGCGGUGUCGGCGGCCCCGCGCGCGAGAUUGCCAAGUUCACUGACGCCAACGUGGUUGGGUUCAACAACAACGACUACCAGAUCCAGCGUGCGACCCGUUAUGCAGAGCGUGAAGGUCUGACCGACAAGCUGAGCUUCGUCAAGGGUGAUUUCAUGCAGAUGCAGUUCCCCGAUAACUCCUUUGAUGCCGUCUACGCCAUUGAGGCGACUGUUCACGCCCCCGAGCUCGUUGGUGUCUACAGCGAGAUUUUCCGUGUGUUGAAGCCCGGUGGUGUCUUUGGUGUCUACGAGUGGCUCAUGACCGACGAAUACGACAAUGACAACCCCGAGCACCGCCGCAUCCGUCUCGGUAUCGAGCAGGGAGACGGUAUCUCCAACAUGGUCAGGGUGUCUGAGGGUCUCAAGGCCAUCAAGGACGCCGGCUUCGAGCUUCUUCACAACGAGGAUCUGGCCGACCGAGCAGACACCAUCCCGUGGUACUACCCUCUUGCCGGUUCCUUCAAGCACAUGACAUCGCCCUGGGAUUUCUUCACCAUUGCCCGCAUGACAUGGUGGGGCCGUGGUCUCGUCCACCGCUUCGUGGGAGCCUUGGAGACCAUCAGAGUUAUCCCCCGAGGCACACAAAAGACUGCCGACAGUCUGGCUCUGGCCGCCGACUGCCUCGUCGCCGGAGGUGAGAAGAAGCUUUUCACCCCGAUGUACCUGAUGGUCGGCCGCAAGCCUGAGUAAAUCCGCCCCGCAACGAUAUAAACAUGACUAGUACCUGCAUCCUCCGCUUUAUGUGCAUGGCGGCUAUCACAUUUAAUACUCUUCACUUCUCAUUCGUUUUUUCUUCGCUCUUGUGUUUUUUCCUUAUUUCACUUAUUUGUCUCUUAUUGCAUACCGCCCCGGAUGCUUCUCCAUUCUGCCUUCAUGUACGAUUUAUUGAGCAUGCCGUCUAUGGUAAGACGAUUGUAUCUCUUAGAAUAAUAGAUCAGGGUUGAUUUUACCAGCUUCAUGGCUUGUCCAGGAAAUGUAUGGGCUUAGAGCCUUGCAUCGCUCACUAUCUGCUCGAUUAGGUCCUCACUUCCGUCCUUCCUUGGUGCUCACUGAUUUGCUUGCUCACAAGCAAACGUCCUUCACGCUGUUGGUACAAUUGGAAAAAGUAGCAAUCAAUUGGCUUAGGGCUAUGGGAUUGACUAUAUAAUGGUUAUCGAGCAAGUUGCUCGCUUAUUUGGUCGCUCACUUAGGUACUCAUCAGGUUCAUAUUCAUGGCUCUUAUUGUCUUUAGUGCUUGGAUCAAGAAACAUGUUCUUGUGGUAGGAUUAGAACAUGUGUAAGAAUAUGCACUGGAUAAAGCCCAUAAGCUUGGGGGGUCUUGGAUUCAGACGGAGGAUGCGGUUAUAUAUACUGGCAUCCACUCCCGCCUUGCUGCAUUCAACAAACAACUCAAGUCGGUUUAGAUACCUCAUACACGCUAAACUACCUU
This is a messenger RNA of Aspergillus calidoustus, 2630 nucleotides long. The record is from the annotation of a GenBank genome assembly. Lineage: Eukaryota; Fungi; Ascomycota; Eurotiomycetes; Eurotiales; Aspergillaceae.